UGGGCCCAGCCGAAUGUUAGCAGUAGGAGGAGCACUAUAAAAUCGCCGCUGAUUUCGUCUAUUCACAUCAGUCUUCUCUACCGAACAGAAGUAGCUGCAUCUGCCUUCAACAUGAAAACAAUCAUCGCUCUCUUCGCCCUCGUGGCCGUCGCUGUCGCGGCACCAGUUGAAGAUAACAGCCAAACCGUGGUCGUGAAGGAGACUCCCUUGGACAACAUCGGUAUCGACGGCUACCAGUUCGGUUACGAGCUGUCGAACGGCGAAAGCCGCGAGGAGUCCGCUCAGCUGGUGAACGCCGGCACCGAGAACGCCAGCCUCAACGUACGCGGUAGUUUCAGCUUCGUCGACCCGGCCACCAACGCCAGGUACACCGUCAACUACGUCGCUGAUGAGAACGGAUACCAUCCCGAGGGAGAACACCUGCCUGCCUAAUGCCUUAACUUAGUGACCCACCAGCUGUAAAUAACGCCUCUUGCCUGUAUCCUCGAGUUCUCCACGAUAGUGACUACGCUUAAGACCAACGCAGCAUCUCCGUCGUUGUUCUUUCAUCCUGAUGACAUCUCAAUUUUCUCUUUGUACAAUAACUCUGCUUAUCUUGACAAAUAAAUAAGAACUUUAUUUAAAAAAGGA
Molecule: messenger RNA, 630 nt
Organism: Harpegnathos saltator (Jerdon's jumping ant)
Lineage: Eukaryota; Metazoa; Arthropoda; Insecta; Hymenoptera; Formicidae
Product: flexible cuticle protein 12-like
Exons: 2
Coding region: 112-432 (106 amino acids)
Cellular component (GO): chitin-based extracellular matrix
Molecular function (GO): structural constituent of chitin-based larval cuticle
Source: RefSeq, a predicted model, not a curated record